CUCGACGUCGUCAACUUCCCUACCGCUACACCCAAUAUUUACAGACGAAACGACGAUGUCGCAGACAGAGAAGGUUUCAUUUACCAUACGUCGCCCGACCCCUUCCUCCAGAGCCACCUCAACAGGUGGCGACUCGGACGCGCCGGCAGGACUCAACUUCCGAGUGCCCUCGCUCCCGCGCCAUCUCACAAAUGGCAAGGCCAACGGGGCGUCUACACCAGGCAGUCCUCUCGCUGGCUCCCCACGAACCUUCAGCUCACGCGAUGCGUCACCUGAGAACGAUUUGGAGAGUAUACCGGUGAGGAGGGACGGAGACGAGUACUACGACUCGAGCGAGGAGGAGGAUAAGGAACAGGUCGAGCUCGUCACCGAGUUUGAUAGAGUCGCUGUCCAGCGGGCAAAGGACAAAAAGGGCAAACAGGCGCCCCUUGUCAUUCCUUCAGCCGCGAACCCGGAUUGGCGCGACCUAGCACGCAAGCGUCGCUCUCACAAGUCCUUUGUUCCGGAGGCGGGACGCGCAGGCACAGGUGCGGAUGGCAGCGUCGGCGGCCUCGGCACGCGCGACAGUAUCAACUCGGGUCCUCAGCUCUCCGGCAUUCAGCGAGUCACCAAGCGUGUCAAGGUCGAGCACCACUCCAACGACAUGGAUGUCGUCGAGGAAAAGACCACCAAGAUAGAAGCCGUUCCCUCAGCAGUCAAAGAAGAAACCGAGGACGAGAAAGCGCUUCGCGUUCUGCUCGCGGGCGAGGAUGGUACCUCGCAGGCGCUCGACAUCAUCACUCCCCAGCUCACCGAGGACGACGCGUUCGACCAGGACGUGAGCGCCCUCCCCGAGUCAGCCACCGCGGCAGACUACGCCCGCGUGCCCGUCGAAGCGUUCGGCGCGGCCCUCCUGCGUGGUAUGGGCUGGAAAGAGGGUGAAUCCGUCUCCCGCACUCGCAAGGGGCUCCCAGAGCCAUAUCUUCCCAACGCGCGCCCCGCGCUCCUGGGCAUCGGCGCAAAGGAACAGGAGGUGUACGACGAUGGGUCGAAGAAGGGGGAGAAGAAGCGCCGGAACGAUCCGAAGAAGUACGUGCCUGUCGUAAGACGCGAGUCAGAGCGGGACGGGGGGAGCGGGAGUCGGUCGGGCACGGCGUCGAGGAAGGCGUCGAGGUCACCGCCGAGGCGGUAUCGCGAGGAUGACAAGCGUGAGGGGGGCCGGGAUCGGGGCUACGAUGACAGAAGCUCGCGCAAGGAGCGCGACUACGAUGAUCGACGAAGAGACGGAAAGGACUAUGAUGACAGGAGAAGCGACAAGAGGGACUACGACGACCGGAGGAAGGACAGGCGGGAUGACUAUGUUUCGAGGGAUAGAAGGCGGUGA
This is a messenger RNA of Coniophora puteana RWD-64-598 SS2, 1363 nucleotides long. RefSeq lists its product as uncharacterized. The record is from RefSeq and is a predicted model, not a curated record. Gene Ontology annotation, molecular function: nucleic acid binding. The transcript has 2 exons. Lineage: Eukaryota; Fungi; Basidiomycota; Agaricomycetes; Boletales; Coniophoraceae. Gene Ontology annotation, cellular component: spliceosomal complex. Gene Ontology annotation, biological process: mRNA splicing, via spliceosome. Bases 56 to 1363 code for a protein of 435 amino acids.